AUGAACGAAGGAAGGCGCUGCGACAGUCCGCGAACGGCUGGAUUCGGAUUCGCGUCGUCGGACAAGGAACAACAAGCAGGCCGGAAGGAGAACAGCGAUCCGUGGGGGACACGAAGAGGAAAGGGUGGAGGCGUGUGGGCACGGACGCAGAUCGAGACAGGGCCAUCGCAAGGCCUGCCCGAGCAGGCAUACGAGCACAGAAGAAGGCGCAGGACCGACCUGAGGCCGGCAACAAGAGGGCAGAUGCGUCGGCAAAAGAAAGGCGGCAGCACGAAGGACAUCAUGUGUGGGCGGUGGAACAGUCCAGGAAGAGCAAAGAAGAAAGGGGGCCGGGUGGCCGUGGUGGUCCUUUGGGCACAGGGGCGGCCGCAUGACGCCGCGGGGGUCAGCCCAGUCCCUGCGUCCCUGGGUCAUGCUUUUCGACAAGAGACAAUCCGCGGUGAGUGCCCCGCUUGCGCUCUGAUGAACGGACUCGGAACGAAGCGAGACAAGGACAGGGCCGCAACAAUCUUUGAGCAGCUCGCCAACGACGGCCACAGCGACAGCCAGUUCUGGCUGGCACGGUGCUUCGGUGUGUGUCAUCACAACGGAUACGGCACCGCUGAGGACGUUGCCAAGGCAGCAGAGUGGUAUCGCCUGUCGGCCGACCAGGGCAACCGGUACGGACAGAGCUGUCUCGGCGUGGACUAUCUUGAUGGCCGCGGGGUCGCCAAGGACAUGGACACUGCUAUCGUUUGGCUCCGCAAGUCCGCGGACCAGGGUCACCCAUGGGCCAUCGACCACCUCGAGAAGCUCGGCAAGUGGCCCUGAUUGCAAACUGCCCUGGUUGCAAGCGACCACGGUAUCCACGCCUCGGCAUCCGUGGUCUGGAUCCCAAUGUGCAUGGCUCGCCAUCUCGGCCGUCAAGCGCAAGGGCAGAAAUCGACAACCGGAGGCGUGCAUCGAUCCACUGGCUCCGAUCCCGAGUCGACAAACUGCUCGUCGCGAUCCAGUGCUGGUGGCCCUGAUUGCAAACACCAAUGGCUGACGUUCGGG
Messenger RNA from Polychytrium aggregatum, 1035 nucleotides. RefSeq lists its product as uncharacterized. Lineage: Eukaryota; Fungi; Chytridiomycota; Chytridiomycetes; Polychytriales. The record is from RefSeq and is a predicted model, not a curated record. The transcript is spliced from 2 exons. Gene Ontology annotation, molecular function: protein binding. The coding region runs from base 1 to 810 and encodes 269 amino acids.